CAAAAAGGCACAAGCAUGCCUCGUCUCUAGAGAGGCAGAGCGCGUCGCAGAGGCUUGGAGACACAGUUUUUUUUAUUUGUUUGUUUGUUUAUUUUUAUUUUUCUGAGAGGGGGAGCUGUGCAGCCGCUGCUGACGCAGGAGCGCAGGAGUUUGGGUCUAAACUUCACCCGCUGCAGGUCGACUGCCAUCUCCUCAGGAAUAUCCCCUGGGGAGAAACACACACACAUAAACACUAACACACACACACACACACACACACACACACACACACAGGCACGAUGCAGGAGUCGGAGCCCACAGUGUGCCAGCUGCAGCCCAACAUCAUCUCGGUGCGUCUUUUCAAGAGGAAGGUUGGUGGUCUGGGCUUCCUGGUGAAGCAGAGGGUGUCCAAGCCCCCCGUCAUCGUGUCCGAUCUGAUUCGUGGCGGCGCGGCGGAGGAGUGCGGCCUGGUGCAGGUGGGCGACAUCGUGCUGGCCGUCAACAACAAGCCCCUGGUCGACCUGUCGUACGAGCGGGCGCUGGAGACCCUGAAGAACGUGUCGCCCGAGAGCCACGCCGUGCUCAUCCUGCGCGGGCCCGAGGGCUACACCACCCACCUGGAGACCACUAUCACCCGGGACGGGCGCCAGCGCACGGUGAGGGUCACGCGGCCUGCCUUCCCACUCUCGAAGUCCUACGAGCAGUGGUCCCCUCUGAGCGCCCAGAGCCCGGGUCAGCAGCAGGUCACCAAGGAGUCCCAGCUCAGGGCCAUCGAGAACCUCUCCUCCCCUUCCAUCACCCACACCCUGCUGCAGAGGGGGGGCAUACAGGGCCAGGACGGGGGCCGCGGCGCCCUGCUGUGCAACGGGCUGGAGGAGAACAAUGACCUGCUGAGGGAGAUCGAACCGGUGCUGCGUCUGAUCAAGAACAGCAAGAAGGAGAUCAACGGAGAGGGCCAGCAGAACGGGGGGAGAAGAGACGCCGAGCUGCAAGUUGGAAGGGACUCCAAGCAGGAGCCGGAUAACGACAAAAUGCUGGACAAUAAAAUGGUGGCCGACCACAACGCUGACGCUGACAAGUCUCUGGCCCUGGACAAGACCUCACCCGUCAAGUCGGUGCAGAACGGCAGCCCCUCCAAAUGCCCCCGCUUCAUGAAGGUUAAGAACUGGGAGACUGGCACCAUCUACAACGAUGUUCUCCACCAUGGCUCCGGCAAGACAGCACUUUGCGGUGAAAACGUCUGCAUCGGCUCAGUCGUGGUCCCCAGCCUUCGCAAACCAGACGAGGUUCGAGGCAAAGAGGAGCUCCUGUCUCUGGCUACAGACUUCAUAGACCAGUACUACACCAACAUUAAAAGGAAUGGCUCCAAGGCUCAUGUGGACAGGCUGGAGGAGGUAACUAAGGAGAUUGAAGCUUCGGGAACUUAUCAGCUGAGAGACACCGAACUGAUUUAUGGAGCCAAACACGCCUGGAGGAACGCUGCCCGAUGUGUGGGAAGGAUUCAGUGGUCCAAACUACAGGUUUUUGAUGCCAGAGACUGCACAACAGCCCAUGGAAUGUACAACUACAUCUGCAACCACAUCAAGUAUGCCACCAACAAAGGCAACCUCAGGUCAGCUAUUACUAUAUUUCCACAAAGGACAGACGGGAGGCAUGAUUUUCGUGUGUGGAACAGUCAGCUGAUUCGUUACGCAGGUUACAAACAGCCUGACGGAAGCAUCCUUGGAGACCCUGCUAACGUAGAGUUCACAGAGAUCUGCAUGCAGCUUGGAUGGAAAGCUCCAAAGGGUCGAUUCGAUGUCCUUCCACUUCUCCUGCAAGCCAACGGUAAUGAUCCGGAGCUGUUUGAGAUCCCUGAAGACCUGGUUCUGGAGGUGCCAAUCACACAUCCGAAGUUUGAAUGGUUUAAAGACCUGGAACUGAAGUGGUACGGUCUCCCAGCGGUUUCCAACAUGCUGCUGGAGAUUGGUGGUCUGGAGUUCCCCGGAUGCCCCUUCAGCGGCUGGUACAUGGGCACCGAGAUCGGCGUGAGGGACUUCUGUGACACCUCGCGCUACAACAUUCUGGAGGAUGUUGCUGAAAAAAUGGGCUUGGACACCAGGAAGACGUCUUCCCUUUGGAAAGACCAGGCACUGGUGGAAAUUAAUAUUGCUGUUCUCUACAGCUUCCAGACCUGCAAAGUGACCAUAGUUGACCAUCACUCAGCCACGGAGUCCUUCAUGAAGCACAUGGAAAAUGAGUAUCGAGUGAGAGGAGGCUGCCCCGGAGACUGGGUGUGGAUUGUGCCUCCAAUGUCAGGGAGCAUCACGCCGGUUUUUCACCAGGAAAUGCUCAACUACCACCUCACUCCAUCCUUUGAGUACCAGCCCGAUCCUUGGAACACCCAUGUGUGGAAAGGAGUCAACGGGACACCGACAAAGAAAAGAGCCAUCGGAUUCAAGAAGCUUGCCAAGGCUGUAAAGUUCUCCGCAAAGCUCAUGGGCCAAGCCAUGGCCAAGAGGGUAAAAGCCACCAUACUGUUUGCUACAGAGACGGGCAAAUCCCAAGAAUACGCCAAGACUCUGUGUGAAAUCUUCAAGCAUGCGUUCGACGCCAAGGUCAUGUCCAUGGAUGAGUACGAUGUGGUGCACUUGGAGCACGAGACGCUGGUUUUAGUGGUGACCAGCACAUUUGGCAACGGAGACCCACCUGAAAACGGAGAGAAAUUUGGAGCUGCCUUAAUGGAAAUGCGCCACCCAACCUCCAACACAGAAGACAGAAAGAGCUACAAGGUCCGCUUCAACAGCGUGUCCUCGCACUCCGACACGCGCAAGUCCUCCAGCGAUGAGCCAGAGGCCAGGAUCAACUUUGAGAGCACUGGGCCUCUGGCUAACGUCAGGUUCUCAGUGUUUGGCCUUGGCUCCAGGGCCUACCCACACUUCUGCGCCUUUGCCCACGCCGUGGACACAUUAUUUGAAGAGCUGGGGGGUGAACGCAUCCUACGCAUGGGGGAGGGAGAUGAGCUGUGUGGCCAGGAGGAAUCGUUCAGAACAUGGGCCAAAAAAGUUUUUAAGGCCGCCUGCGAUGUGUUCUGUGUGGGCGACGACGUGAACAUCGAGAAGGCCAACAACUCCUUGAUCAGCAACGACCGCAGCUGGAAGAAAAGCAAGUUCCGCCUAACGUACACGGCUGAGGCUCCGGCCCUCACAGAAGCUUUAUACAAUAUUCACAAGAAGAAAGUUUUUGGAGCAAAGAUGAUAGAAUCCCAAAACUUACAAAGUCCCAAAUCCAAUCGCUCCACCAUAUUAGUGCGGCUCCACACAAACAACCACGACAGCCUGAGCUACAAGCCCGGCGACCAUCUGGGCAUCUUCCCUGGCAACCACGAGGACCUGGUAACGGCGCUCAUAGACAAACUGGAGGAUGCUUCACCUGUCAAUCAAAUCAUCAAAGUGGAGUUCCUGGAAGAGAGGAACACUGCCCUGGGAGUUAUCAGUAACUGGACAAAUGAGACUCGAAUCCCUCCCUGCACUAUUUAUCAAGCGUUCCAGUACUUCCUGGACAUCACCACGCCACCGACACCGGUGCUGCUGCAGCAGUUUGCCGCUCUGGCAACCGAUGAACAGCAGAAGAAGAAAUUAGAGCUCCUCAGCAAAGGCUUGCAGGAAUACGAGGAGUGGAAGUGGUACAACAAUCCCACACUGGUGGAGGUGCUGGAGGAGUUCCCUUCCAUCCAGAUGCCCUCAACGCUGCUGCUCACACAGCUGCCCCUGCUGCAGGCUCGCUAUUACUCCAUCAGCUCAUCUCCCGACCUGUACCCAGGAGAGAUCCACCUCACUGUGGCUGUGGUCUCUUACUGCACCAGAGGUGGAGGGGGACCUAUUCACCAUGGAGUGUGUUCAUCAUGGCUCAACAGGAUAGAAAAAGGGGAGAUGGUGCCGUGCUUUGUUCGAAGCGCACCAUCAUUCCAACUUCCCAAAGACAACAAAGCACCGUGUAUCUUGGUGGGUCCAGGAACCGGCAUCGCUCCGUUCAGAAGCUUCUGGCAACAGAGACUGUUUGACCUGGAGCAGAACGGGAUCAAGUCGUGCCCCAUGAUUCUGGUGUUCGGCUGUCGGCAGUCUGAGAUGGACCACAUAUACAAGGAGGAGACUGUCCAGGCCAGGAACAAAGAUGUGUUUUCUGAGCUCUAUGCGGCUUUUUCCAGAGAACCUGGAAAACCAAAGAAAUACGUUCAAGAUAUUAUGCGCGAGCACCUGUCAGAGAAGGUGUACCAGUGUCUGAGGAAGGAGGGCGGACACAUCUACGUGUGCGGGGACGUUACGAUGGCCGGAGACGUUCUGAAAACUGUGCAGCAGAUCGUCAAGCAGCAGGGCAACAUGACUCUGGAGGACGCUGGCUUCUACGUCAGCAAACUUCGAGAUGAGAACCGCUACCAUGAGGAUAUCUUUGGUGUCACUUUGCGCACCUAUGAGGUCACCAAUCGGAUACGCUCCGAAUCCAUCGCCUACAUUGAGGAGAACAAAAAAGACUCUGAUGAGGUUUUCUGCUCGUAGGUUGACGAAUCGAGGGCUUUCUGAAAACAACCGAUCUGAAGGAUUAAAGAAUACUGUGCCAAUUUUUGUACUGUAAAAAAAAAACUAAAUGAGUUUCUUUUUUAUACAACUUUAUUGUUUUUUGUUGGGCUCUGCAACUUUGUCUGUAGCAAGUUGGAAAUGUUUUGUUCUGAUUUUGUUUUGCUUGUCAAUGGAUUCUUCCAAAAUUGACAAAUUGAUCUUGAUGAUUCAUAAUGUGUGCACCUAGUGUAAUGACCUGCCUCAUUGUGAAUGCAUGACAAAAACAAGACUAUAAUCAAAAAAAUAUUAUAUACUCUGUGUUACUGUUACAGUUAAAAGGCUUUAUUGAGGUAUAUAUUUGCAAGGAAAUGUGUGGCAUUGAUAACAAACUGACAUUUCUGUAAUAAUGGGUCAACUUUACUUGUUGGGAGCGUACAGUACGGCGACCAGUAAAAUGCAUUUGGUUUUUGUAAUUAAAGGCGGUUGCAGUUCCAGGCAAAACUGGGGAAUAGAAAAAUGUACAGGCAUGCAGACAAGGAAAAAAACUGUUUUGCAAACAAAUUUAGCGUGUCAAGUCACCUCAAAUUGUGAAAAUAACAGUUUUGUCACAGCCUGAAUAAACACAUUAUCUAGCUCGCCAUCAGCCUCGGUGCAAGUGCUCUUUAGUGGCCCGUUGGUUCUGUUAUAACAUCAUAAACUCCCGUCUCUCCACUGGUGAGUCCUUAAAUACGUUUAUAUCAGUAAAAAUAAAUAAAUAAAUAAAUCUCGGCGCAUCUAAGUAUCAGUAUGGUGUGGUACAAUGUUUUGUCAAAUUAUAUACAGUAGUAUUGGUCGAGGGACGAUGUUUUACAGGGGAAUCUUAUCUGAUUGAAUCGGUAGUAAAUUGAAAAUUGUCAAAAAAAAUUUAAGCGUUGCACUAAAUGUCUUCAAACUUUCACUGCUGCAUUUUUUUCUGUCACUGUAGAAAUGUGGCAGAUUUAUGUUUUGCUAGUUUGUUUUAUAUGCAGCAGAAGCAGAAAAAUGCUAACGGUCAUAGACCUUUGAGGUCAGAGCAUUUUAACAAACAAAACAAGGUUCCCCAAAAGUAUAGUAUAUUAUAUUGGUUGAUGUAAAGAGUAUAGGCUGUAUUUUUGCCUUUCCACUUUUUAUUUUCUAAAUUAUCUUUAAUUGCUGUGUUAGCUUUAAUGAUCAAAAAUACUUCCUUUAAUUCUAGCAACACAACUUCCUGUUUAGGUUUAGGCAUCAAAGGUAUAGUAAGUUCAUGUUUUUCAAAACAAAAAAUAAAUUAUAAAAUAACAGUUGGCCACUUUACAAUAGUUAUUUUAAAGUUGAGACAAUCCUGCAGAAACAGGUGUUUAAGUUAAGUAUUUAAAAUGUAUUAAAUCUAAAAUUGGCUGAAAUUGGAACCAACCUACCUGGCUUUAUCCAAUUGUAACUCUUUAAAAAUCUAACACAUUUUAUGUUGACACUAAAAAGUAAUUACAUAAAGUAAACUAGUUGCUUUAUGGAAAAUUACGUCGACACCAAGAAGUGAUGGAGACACCAAACCUUUUAGCUACAUAAUAAACACUUGUUUAUUUUUUACAUUUUAUUUGUGACCCAUCAUAUCGAAAUGAGGAUUAAGUCAAAUUUGGUCAAAAUGAC
Messenger RNA from Austrofundulus limnaeus, 6158 nucleotides. It is a transcript of the gene nos1, whose product is annotated as nitric oxide synthase 1 (neuronal). Gene Ontology annotation, molecular function: nitric-oxide synthase activity; calmodulin binding; NADP binding. The coding region runs from base 279 to 4514 and encodes 1411 amino acids. The transcript has 29 exons. The record is from RefSeq and is a predicted model, not a curated record. Gene Ontology annotation, biological process: nitric oxide biosynthetic process. NCBI's taxonomy places the organism in Eukaryota, Metazoa, Chordata, Actinopteri, Cyprinodontiformes, Rivulidae.